AAUUAAUUUGUUCUUUCGAACUGUCGUAGCUCGAGUUUCCAGCUCUGACUUGGGAAUCAAGGAAGCCCCGAGCAUUACGAUCCGGGAGACGCUAACAUUGCGUGUCGCGUUCCUUUAUAUUUUUCAAGUCACUGAUUCAAUCGGAUUGGGGGGAAAUUCUUUUUUGCAGAGCUCAGCUUGGCGAGAAACAUUCAGCGACGCUUGACGCCAAGGAUAUUCUGUUGUCGAUCUCCAUUCAGACAACCACCUGCCGCCACAAUACCACUUGAUUUGUCGCAACGCAAUAACUUCUUGAGUGCGGGCCAUCAAACUCGAGGGCCAGCCAGCAAAGAACCAUGGGUGGUAUUCCCUCCAAGCCCCAGGAGGGCAAGUCUUUGAAGGUGAUUGGGGCUGGAUACAGCAGGACAGGCACUGUUUCAAUGCAGAUGGCCCUUGAGAAGCUGCUCGACGGGCCUGUAAUGCACGGCGGCACCACAAUACUCGGUCGCGAAGACGAACAUUGUAAAAAAUGGGUACAAGCAUACCGCGCCAAGCGUUCGGGUGAUUUCGCCCUCAGCUGCGACCUGAUACGGGAGCUGACGGCCGGCUUUGUGGCCGUGACCGACAUGCCGCCGCUCGACUUCAUCCCGGAGCUGAUGGCCGUGUACCCGGAGGCCAGGGUGGUGCUGGUCACGCGGGACCCCGAGUCGUGGCUGGCGAGCAUCCGGCCGGUGGCCCGCAACAGCAGCCUGGAUAAUUGGUUGGUUCAGUACGCGCUCUGGCCGAUCCCCGGCUGGAGGCACUUCCCCGCCCUGAGUGCGGAGUUUGGCACCAGCACGAAGGAGUAUCUUGGGAUUGUGGACGACUCCAUUACGAAUCCAUUGCCUUGCGUCGAAUUGUUGCAAAACUGGAAUGCAAGGGUGAAAGCCACAGUACCAGAGGAUAAGCUUCUCGUCAUGGAGCUCAAGCAGGGGUGGGAGCCUUUAUGUGGAUUCUUGGAUCUCCCCGUGCCGGACGAGCCGCUCCCUCGGGCCAACGACGCUACCGCCGCUGGAGAAGCCUAUCAGCAGAUUUCGGACCGGGUCCGGGAGAUUUGGCUCAACGGAUUCGCCGUCGCGGGAGUGGUGGGCUUUGCUGCUUGGAAGACUUGGGCUGUUUCCAGGCGCUAAGGAGUUCAAAUAGGAAAUUGUGGCUUGGGAAUAUAAACUUGCAAGUCAGCCAUUGCAGCAUGUACGCAAUUAGCGAUCCUAUUUAAAGUAAGCCUUGAAACCUAAUUAUAUCCAUCAACCAGGGUAGGCGGCUCCCAUGGGCGAGGUGGAAUUUGUAUGUAUGGUAAUUGUUUAGUCGAUAACGCUGUCAUGCUUUUCUUUCGGGCGUUUUACCCUUUUGGUUCCCCUUGUUCUUCCAAUUAGGAACAAAGAUAGAUUUUGACUUUUCGUAACUGCCGGUCGGUGUUGACAUGAUCUCCCUACUUUUUUUUUCUUUUUUUUUUCUUUUUUUUUC
Pyricularia grisea is the source of this 1482-nucleotide messenger RNA. RefSeq lists its product as uncharacterized. The record is from RefSeq and is a predicted model, not a curated record. The transcript has 4 exons. NCBI's taxonomy places the organism in Eukaryota, Fungi, Ascomycota, Sordariomycetes, Magnaporthales, Pyriculariaceae. Bases 336 to 1148 code for a protein of 270 amino acids.